Messenger RNA from Drosophila innubila, 326 nucleotides. RefSeq lists its product as uncharacterized. The transcript is spliced from 2 exons. The annotation marks the transcript as partial. The record is from RefSeq and is a predicted model, not a curated record. Lineage: Eukaryota; Metazoa; Arthropoda; Insecta; Diptera; Drosophilidae.
UUUAACCGCAUUACCCAAAACACCUCCGUCUCUCUGUCGAACUCGCACACACAGAUAAGAGUAAUAUUCCUUUAUUGGUUACCUUGCAUAUUGCGCAUGCAAAGACCCGGACAGGUUGGCUACGAAUGCCCGCCGCCGCCCUCGUCGUCGGGCUCAUCGAAUGCUGGCGAUAAAAAGCAACAGAUCCAAAAUGUUGAGCUCAAGGAAAGAUCUUCGAAAUCGCUGCUCGCCAAUGUACUCGAUAUUGAUGAUGACUUUCGUUGCAAUCAUCGCUGCACCAGCGCCACAUUGCCACAUCAGCCCACAUACUAUCGGACAAUGUUCAG